Molecule: messenger RNA, 447 nt
Organism: Acanthoscelides obtectus
Lineage: Eukaryota; Metazoa; Arthropoda; Insecta; Coleoptera; Chrysomelidae
Source: the annotation of a GenBank genome assembly
AUGUUGUACUCCCAAUCUUUGACAGCAGGUGCUACAACUGAAGAUAUAUUUAAUUCAAUAUCAAAUUUUGUUGAAAAAAAUGACUUGGAUUGGAAGAAACUCAUUGCACUUUGCACCGAUGGCGCACCUGCAAUGAUAGGUGUACGAUCGGGCUUAGCUAAAAAGCCACAGAAAUUACGCCAGACUUUGGACUCGGCUAUCAGGAUUGUAAACUACAUAAAGAGCAGCGCUUUGAACAGUCGGUUAUUUACUUUACUUUGCGAGGAUCUCAAUUCUGAUCACAAAGUUCUUCUGUUCAAUACAGAAGUAAGCUGGCUAUCCAAAGGCAACAUGUUGGCUCGCCUUUAUGAAUUGGAAGAAGAAGGAAUUCUUUUUCUAGAGUUCAAAGAAAAACACUAUUUCUUGACAAUGUUCAGAGAUCACACAUUUCAAUGGAGGUUGGCUUAG